Messenger RNA from Akanthomyces muscarius, 1056 nucleotides. RefSeq lists its product as uncharacterized. The transcript is spliced from 2 exons. The record is from RefSeq and is a predicted model, not a curated record. NCBI's taxonomy places the organism in Eukaryota, Fungi, Ascomycota, Sordariomycetes, Hypocreales, Cordycipitaceae. Bases 1 to 1056 code for a protein of 351 amino acids.
AUGUCGUCGCCGUGGAAAAAGCAGCCCGAGGACGUGGUCGACUGCGUUUUGAAGAGGGCCGAAGUGAGCAAAAUUGCUCGUCGUUUGCAAAACCGUCUCGCCCUCGCUCAGUUCAAGACCAAGCAUGGCUGGGAGGACUUGACCCUCGACUCCAUCGAGCCUAAGAUGGAGGAAGAAAUUCGCCGCAAGAAGCUCUACGAGGGUGAUGUCCUCUCCGAUUCCUCGUCCAGCGCUUCCGACCUCCCAUACCCGACCAAAACACUCAUGAGCUCCCCCCUCAAGGCACCAAUCUUUUCAGAUGCCAUUGGUUCCAGCAACGGAAGCUCAGGCCAUCGAAAGCGCACAUACAUCGGAUCAUUCGACAAUGUCUCGUCUAGCCCUAGCAAGCGCUUCCGUGCUUCGCCUACGCUUCACAAGUCAUUUCAGGGCUACAGCUCUUGGAAGGAUGCUCACCAGUUGGCGCAGUCGUCCCCUAUCAAACCCCGCAGGCAGCAGCACUUUACCACAUCCGCCGGUCCUGAUGUGUCUUUUUUCCGCCAGCGUCGCAUGACCAACGAGUUGGCGUCACCCAAUUUCGCUGCUGCUUCCGACGACGAUGAAGAUCUUCUACCGGCCCAUUCGUUUAACAUUAACAAUUUGAGAUCGUCGCCACCGCGCACUCCUCCUAUGCAGACCCGGUCUCUAUCUAAUAAGCGCAAAGGACAUGGCAGCCCUGCGGCCAACGGCAAGACGGGUGAAGAGGGCGCCGAUUUGCUCCUCUACCUCGCUGCUUCUCCUUCUCCUGCCGUCAAGGCCAACAGAGGACGCAUGGAGCGCCUGACUACCCCGCCCCCCAAGAGCAACAAGCUCGAUCUGCCGUCGUCCAUGAUGAUGACACCUGGCGGCGGAAAUCUCUUCCCCAACACACCUGGUCAAGGUUUUGACUUUGCCGAUUUUGUCAACAUCACACCAAGCCCGGCACAGAAGCAAUGGAGGACCCCUGGUCCCACGAGCACAUCCCGCACACCGAUGAGCAUUGCUAGAAGGCGGCUUACCUUUGACGACCCCAUCGCGUAA